GGGUGGGUGUUUAAGACGGAUCGUUUCCGCGGGCACGACUCUCUCUCUGUACGCAUGAAGUGGAGCAAUUGGUUCUAGGGCAACCAGCGUGUCUUCUCCAUAACGGAGGUCUCUAUUUCAGCUGCUUUUCCCAAGUGGAUUUAUCUUCUUGUUCACUAUGGCUGUUACCGAGGCUCCAUGCGACUUGUCUUAUUGCAAGAUGAGGGGAAUCGUGUCAGUUCUCACUGCUUUUAUCAAGGAGAGGAAAAUGGGUCUGAAUGACUUAAUCUCGAAGCUGGUGUCAAACCCACAUAUCUGUCAUCACAGCCUGGCAAGCGGCCAGGUGGGGGUCUGGCUCAGUGGAAAAUUCCCAAGCACCUUGUCUACCCUCUUCAGAAGCUCUCAAGAACCCAAGUGGGGGUAUACCCAGCUUUACAGCCGACCCCCUCCUAGGAUUCUCAGCCGAUGCUCUGAAGUUGACUUCCUCAAGAUCAAUGAGAACCAGAAUGAAGAGCUGGACGAUGAUGAACUUCUGAAUCCGAUGUGCCUGGCGUUCCCCAGAAGCUCUCUAGCGGAAGAGUUGGCGAUCAAACCAAGUGAUUUUGACUACCUGAAAAUCAUUGGCAAAGGGAGCUUUGGGAAGGUGCUGCUGGCUCGCCACCGGGACAGCAACGAGUAUUACGCUGUCAAGGUUCUACAGAAGAAAAUCAUCUUGAAGAAGAAAGAGCAAAAGCAUAUCAUGGCGGAGCGAAGUGUCCUGAUGAAGAAUAUCAAACAUCCUUUCCUGGUGGGGCUGCACUUUUCCUUCCAGACUACUGACAAACUCUACUUUGUCCUCGACUACGUGAAUGGAGGAGAGUUGUUCUACCAUCUACAGAGAGAGAGGGUGUUCCUAGAACCCAGAGCCAGGUUCUACGCUGCAGAGAUCGCCAGUGCUCUGGGAUACCUCCACUCCCUGCAUAUUGUUUACAGAGAUCUGAAGCCUGAGAAUAUCCUGCUAGCCUCAACGGGACACAUCGUCCUGACAGACUUUGGCCUCUGCAAAGAGGGCCUGGCGCCCACUGGAACCACCACAACCUUCUGUGGAACGCCAGAGUACCUGGCUCCCGAGGUGCUGCAGAAGCAGGCGUACGACCGCACAGUGGACUGGUGGUGCCUGGGAUCGGUGCUGUACGAGAUGCUCUACGGACUGCCACCCUUCUACAGUCGUAACACAGCUGAGAUGUACAACAAUAUCCUGAACAAGCCUCUGAUACUGAAGCCCAACGUGUCCAACUCAGGCAGGGAACUGUUGGAGGGGCUCCUGCAAAAGGACCGCACCAAGAGGCUGGGAGUGAAAGAUGAUUUUAUGGAGCUGAAGUGCCACACCUUCUUCUCACCCAUCAACUGGGAUGACCUGAUGGCCAGGAAGAUCACACCACCCUACAUUCCCUCUGUGAGCGGGCCCACGGACCUCAGGCACUUUGACCCAGAGUUCACCCACCUCCCUGUGACCUCGUCGCUGUGCAACACGGACGGCCUGCUGGUGACCAGCAGCAUCAAGGAGGCAGCUGGAGCCUUCCCAGGCUUCUCCUAUGGACCCGCUGACGGCUUCAUGUGAGGGACUCCUCUAUCUUCAUCACCUCUAUUGAUGGGAACAAAUAGAGACACAGGCAAGAGACAGGCACCAUGUACUGUAUGAGUGGUGUGGGAGGUGUUCAUGGUCUGUUAAUAAACCCCUUGAACCUGCCUGAGAGGAAAAGGGGGGAGGGGGGGUCUAGAACUCCAGAUCUCCUGGGAUUGUUGCAUGAGAGGUGUGCAUCACAUGGGACUCCAAUCUUCAAUACCAAUGACCCUACUUACCUGAUGCAAAGUGUGCCAAGGUGGGACGUUGUUUCGUACUACAGGGAGAAAGGCUGUUUCUCUCUAAUCGCUGUGGACCACGACCACUGUCGGAAAGAAGAGUGAAGUGGCAGUACUGCUACCGAUCAUUCUGUAUAUAUACUGAAGACUUACAUGUCACAAGGCAUUUGUUGUCGUUUGUUGUGUGAAUGCUGGAUUGCACUUGAGGCAUUAAUGGUGAUUGCAUUGUUUAAGCAUCCACUCUGUCUCAUGUUCAGCUGCAUAUCUGUUCACCCUCAAUCAUUCUAUUGAUCUGUUCACCCUCAAAAUCAUACUAUUGAUCUGUUCACCCUCAAAAUCAUUCUAUUGAUCUGUUCACCCUCAAAAUCAUUCUAUUGAUCUGUUCACCCUCAAAAUCAUUCUAUUGAUCUGUUCACCCUCAAAAUCAUUCUAUUGAUCUGUUCACCCUCAAAAUCAUACUAUUGGUCUGUUCACCCUCAAAAUCAUACUAUUGAUCUGUUCACCCUCAAAAUCAUUCUAUUGAUCUGUUCACCCUCAAAAUCAUUCUAUUGAUCUGUUCACCCUCAAAAUCAUUCUAUUGAUCUGUUCACCCUCAAAAUCAUACUAUUGAUCUGUUCACCCUCAAAAUCAUACUAUUGAUCUGUUCACCCUCAAAAUCAUACUAUUGAUCUGUUCACCCUCAAAAUCAUACUAUUGAUCUGUUCACCCUCAAAAUCAUACUAUUGAUCUGUUCACCCUCAAAAUCAUACUAUUGAUCUGUUCACCCUCAAAAUCAUACUAUUGAUAUUUUCACCCUCAAAAUCAUACUAUUGAUCUGUUCACCCUCAAAAUCACACUAUUGAUCUGUUCACCCUCAAAAUCAUACUAUUGAUCUGUUCACCCUCAAAAUCAUACUAUUGAUCUGUUCACCCUCAAUCAUACUAUUGAUCUGUUCACCCUCAAAAUCACAAUAGUAACAUCUGUUCAACAUCAAAAUAUAUUAGCUAAACAAGUAGGAAAACACCAGAAAUGAUCAACGUGAAAUAAGUUUGUUUUGGAUCAAAUAAGGUAUCAUUGUACCAUCUGACCUUAAUUCUGCUGGUCACCACUUUUUCUCCACAUGCAGACAAUGUUGGAAGCCAAAAAAUUACAAUGUAUAGAAAGCAGACACAAAAUAUUGUAUUUUACAAGAAAUCUGCAAUAUUAUUUCAUGUUAUAUUAUCUGUAUCUGACCAAAAAGUCCAUUGGUUUUCCAUUUCCAGGUACUGUUCAUUUUACGACUAUAUUUCAGUCAGAGUAAUCAUAAAGUAGUCUUUUAAAAACACUUUUUUCCCACUCGACUCCUUAACAGAAAGAAAAUAUAAAUAUAUUACCAAGCUCUAAAUAUGUAAAACUUAUUUAUACAUCUAAAAAGAAAUGUACUCCCUAAGUGGGGAAAAAUGUAUUAUGUUCUAACCUUUGUUCUUCUCAUGCCUGCACUUUUACACAUUUACGCUCCUAAGACUGUGUUGACAAGCUGUUUGUAGACGUAAUAUAUUUGUGUCAUAAAUACAGAAGAUGGGGUUAAACAAUAUUAGGUCUUCUGCUGUAAGAGCACAUAUCAAUCAUUGUUAUUCUUGUGAGUGAAAGUGAUUGCUGUUUUGCUGGCAAAACACUAGAGAAUCCAUUAGAUUGUUAUGUAUAACCAUUUGCAUCGUGUACAGAACUCCAGCUAGACUGAUAGAAAGGAACUGUUGAAUGUCUGUCAUUUUGUAAAGUGUGCCUGUCUGUCUCAGUCGUGUUAGGAUAGGAAGUCCUGGUCUAGAUCAGUGUUUUCCAAACUCAGUCCUGGGCCCCCCCCCACCCCACCCCAGGUGCACGUUUUGGUUUUUGCUCUAGAACUACACAGCUGAUUUAAAAUAACCAACUCAUCAAGCUUUGAUGAUUAGAAUCCGCUGUGUAGCGCUAGGGCAAAAACCUGGUUGGGUUUGGGGGAACCCUGGACAAGACAACAACCUGAAAAGUUGUGCUGCUGCAAUGUUGAGAGCUUAGACUGAAAUGACUCUUCGUAGAUAGUGCUACAGCCAUUCAUUUACUGAUGGCCAUGAAUAGUGUAAUAAAAAUCACAGGCUUUCUCUAUGUAUAUGUCAUGACACAUAGUGUACCGUAUGUUUAAAGACCAGAGGACAAAUUCCUAGAAUUGAUCAAUUAAAUAAUGAAUUGUAAUCUCUUUUCACAAUGGUAAAUAAAAUGUAUUGACAAUUCAAA
Oncorhynchus kisutch (coho salmon) is the source of this 4047-nucleotide messenger RNA. Its product is annotated as serine/threonine-protein kinase Sgk1-like. NCBI's taxonomy places the organism in Eukaryota, Metazoa, Chordata, Actinopteri, Salmoniformes, Salmonidae. The record is from RefSeq and is a predicted model, not a curated record. The transcript is spliced from 10 exons. Gene Ontology annotation, molecular function: ATP binding; protein serine/threonine kinase activity. Bases 158 to 1579 code for a protein of 473 amino acids. Gene Ontology annotation, biological process: protein phosphorylation.